GUUUCGUUCGGCGGCCAUUAUUCUACGAUCUACGUAUAAUUAUUAGUUUUUGCUAUUUAGUGCUUAUCGAAACAAAGAAUCACAAUAUUUUUGGAUAAUUCCUGUAAAAUUAUAGCUUUGGAUAUAAUACAAUUAUAGUACAAAAUGAAUCCAGAGUAUGACUAUUUGUUUAAACUUCUGCUGAUUGGUGAUUCUGGUGUGGGCAAGUCAUGUUUAUUGCUCAGGUUCGCAGAUGACACUUACACAGAGAGUUACAUCAGUACCAUUGGUGUGGACUUCAAAAUUAGGACUGUAGAAUUAGACGGCAAGACAAUAAAGUUACAGAUAUGGGACACAGCUGGCCAGGAGAGGUUUAGAACAAUCACAUCCUCAUACUACAGAGGAGCACAUGGAAUUAUAAUAGUUUACGACUGCACAGAUCAGGAUUCCUUCAGCAAUGUCAAGCAGUGGUUGGAGGAGAUUGAUCGCUAUGCGUGUGAUAAUGUCAACAAACUGCUGGUCGGGAACAAAUGUGACUUGACAACCAAGAAAGUUGUAGACUACACCACAGCCAAUCAAUACGCCGAACAACUAGGCAUACCGUUCCUGGAGACUUCCGCUAAGAACUCCACGAACGUAGAGCAGGCGUUCAUGACGAUGGCGGCGGAGAUCAAGGCACGCGUGGGGCCUCCCACGGGGGGCGCCGCGCCCGCCGGGGCCUCCGUCAAGAUCGAACAGGGCCGCCCCAUCGACACCGGCAAGUCCUCCUGCUGCUGAACAAGUCGCCCACGGCGGGCGGCAUCACGCAGGGGAGGCGCGGGGCGCCGCAGGGCCGGCCGCCACGACCCACAUUUAAAAAUAAAAUGCAAUUACAACACAAUAUUUCACCAACGC
Molecule: messenger RNA, 873 nt
Organism: Chilo suppressalis (striped riceborer)
Lineage: Eukaryota; Metazoa; Arthropoda; Insecta; Lepidoptera; Crambidae
Source: the annotation of a GenBank genome assembly